AUGCGCCCCGAAGUUGAGCAAGAGCUCGCCCAUACGCUCCUCGUUGAGCUGUUGGCAUAUCAGUUCGCCUCGCCCGUCAGAUGGAUUGAGACGCAAGACGUGAUCCUGGCCGAGAAGACGACUGAGCGCAUUGUCGAAAUCGGUCCUGCGGACACCCUAGGGGUGAUGGCAAAGCGGACCAUUGCCGCCAAGUAUGAAGCAUACGAUGCAGCAAAAUCCGUCCAAAGACAAAUUCUCUGCUACAACAAGGAUGCAAAGGAAAUAUACUACGACGUCGACCCUGUGGAGGACGAGCCCGAGCCAGUGGCACCCAGCUCUGCCCCAGCAGCAUCUGCGCCGCCUUCGAGCGGUGCCCCGGCAGCAGCUGCCCCUCCUCCACCAAGUGCCGGGCCCGCUGCACAAGUUCCAGACGCACCAGUUGGAGCUGUAGACAUUGUGCGAGCAUUGAUCGCUCAGAAGCUCAAGAAACCACUUUUGGAAGUUCCUCUGAACAAGGCAAUCAAGGAUCUUGUUGGUGGCAAAUCUACCCUCCAAAACGAGAUUCUGGGCGACUUGGGCAAAGAAUUCGGUUCUACACCCGAAAAACCAGAAGAUGUUCCUCUCGAUGAGUUGGGAGGCUCCAUGCAGGCCACAUUCAACGGUCAGCUCGGAAAGCAAUCCUCCUCUCUUGUUGCACGGCUGAUCUCCUCGAAAAUGCCCGGUGGCUUCAAUAUCACAUCAGCAAGGAAAUAUCUCGAAACAAGAUGGGGACUUGGGCAAGGACGACAAGACGGAGUUCUACUGCUUGCUUUGACCAUGGAGCCUCCAGCCCGUCUAGGCUCUGAGAACGAUGCCAAGGCCUUCCUCGACGAUGUUUCGCAGAAGUACGCCGGAAAUGUAGGCAUCAGUCUCUCUGCGCCUGUCGCUGGAGGAGAUGCUGGCGGUGGCGGCGGCGGAAUGAUGAUGGAUCCAGCUGCAAUCGAUGCUUUGACCAAGGACCAGAGAGCUCUUUUCAAGCAACAACUAGAACUUUUCGCCAGAUAUCUCAAGAUGGACCUUCGAGCUGGGGAGAAGGCCUUUAUUGGCUCUCAACAAUCACAAUCAGCUCUCCAGGCGCAAUUAGAUCUAUGGAAUGUCGAACAUGGGGAUUUCUACGCUGCUGGUAUUGAACCUAGUUUCACACCUCUCAAGGCCCGAGUGUAUGAUUCGUCUUGGAACUGGGCUCGUCAAGAUGCACUCACUAUGUUCUACGAUGUCAUCUUUGGCCGUUUGAAGGCUGUGGACCGUGAGAUUGUUAGUCGAUGCAUUCGCAUCAUGAACCGCUCAAACCCCACGCUUCUCGAGUUCAUGCAAUACCACAUCGACAACUGCCCUACCGAGCGUGGCGAGACCUAUCAAUUGGCCAAGGAGCUUGGUCAGCAGCUCAUCGAGAACUGCAGGGAGGUCUUGGACACCGCUCCGUGUUACAAAGAUGUUGGGAUACCAACCGGUCCUCACACAACCAUCGAUGCCCGUGGAAACCUAGCGUAUGCGGAAGUUCCUCGUACAAGUGCCCGAAAACUCGAACACUACGUUCGCGAGAUGGCCGAUGGUGGGAAGAUAUCCGAGUACGGCAAUAGAACCAAGGUCCAGAAUGAUCUCAGCCGCAUUUACAAGCUCAUCAAGCAGCAACACAAGCUUUCCAAGUCGUCUCAGCUCCAGAUCAAGGCGCUUUAUGGUGAUGUCAUUCGAUCGCUCGCCAUGAGCGAAGGUCAGAUCAUUCCAAAGGAGAACGGAAAUGGCAAGGCCAACGGCGUCAAAAAGGUCCGCAAUCCUCGUACCAAGGACGGAAAGGUCGAGACGAUCCCUUUCUUGCACUUGAAGAGAAAGGACGAGCAUGGAUGGGAGUACAGCAAGAAGCUUACCGGUCUCUACAUCGAUGGCUUGGAGACAGCCGCCAAGAACGGUGUCACUUUCCAGGGCAAGAACGUCUUGAUGACUGGUGCCGGUGCCGGUUCUAUUGGUGCCGAUGUUCUUCAAGGUCUAAUCAGUGGUGGAGCCAAGGUUGUCGUCACGACUAGUCGAUUUUCUCGCGAAGUCACUGAGUACUACCAAUCCAUGUAUUCUCGCUUCGGUUCCCGAGGCUCUCAACUCAUCGUUGUGCCCUUCAACCAGGGUAGCAAGCAAGACGUAGAGGCUUUGAUUGACUACAUAUAUGACACCAAGAAGGGCCUCGGAUGGGAUCUUGAUUUCAUUGUCCCAUUCGCUGCUAUCCCAGAGAACGGUCGCGAGAUCGACAGCAUUGAUUCCAAGUCUGAGCUUGCUCACCGUAUCAUGUUGACUAACCUUAUCCGCAUGCUCGGGUGUGUGAAGUCGCAAAAAGCAGAGCGUGGCUUCGAGACCAGACCUGCCCAGGUCGUCCUUCCGCUGUCUCCAAACCACGGAACCUUCGGAAACGAUGGUCUGUACUCCGAGUCCAAGUUGGGAUUGGAGACCCUCUUUAACAGAUGGCACUCGGAGAACUGGGGCAACUUCCUCAGCAUUUGCGGUGCGGUGAUCGGAUGGACUCGCGGUACCGGACUCAUGUCUGGAAACAACAUUGUUGCCGAAGGAGUCGAAGCUUAUGGUGUCCGCACUUUCUCUCAACAGGAGAUGGCUUUUAACCUUCUCGGUCUCAUGUCGCCAGCUGUCGUCGAUCUUUGCCAAUCGGAGCCUGUCUUCGCCGAUCUGAACGGUGGACUUCAAUUCAUUCCAGACCUCAAGAACCUGAUGACCAAGCUUCGACAGGACAUCAUGGAGACCAGCGAGGUCAGACAGGCUGUCACCAAGGAAACUGCAAUUGAGAACAAAAUUGUCAACGGAGACGACAGUGAGGCCCUCUACAAGAAGGUCACCAUUGAACCUCGUGCCAACAUCAAGUUUGAAUUUCCCAGUCUUCCAGACUGGGAGAGAGAUAUCGAGCCACUCAACGAGAACCUCAAGGGUAUGGUUGAUUUGGAGAAGGUUGUCGUUGUCACCGGUUUCGCUGAAGUCGGACCCUGGGGUAACUCGCGUACUCGAUGGGAGAUGGAGGCACAUGGGAAGUUCUCUCUCGAGGGCUGUGUCGAAAUGGCUUGGAUCAUGGGUCUUAUCAAGAACCACAACGGACCGAUCAAGGGCAAGCAAUACGCCGGCUGGGUCGACGCAAAGACCGGAGAGCCAGUUGAUGACAAGGAUAUCAAAGCUAAAUACGAGAAGCACAUUCUUGCACACUCUGGUAUCCGUCUGAUCGAGCCUGAGCUCUUCAAGGGAUACGACCCAAACAAAAAGCAACUCCUUCAAGAGGUUGUUAUCCAAGAAGACCUCGAGCCAUUCGAGACUUCCAAGGAGACUGCCGAGGAGUUUCAGCGUGAGCAUGGCGACAAGGCCGAAAUAUUCGAGAUUCCCGAGUCGGGAGAGUACAUUGUGCGCAUGAGAAAGGGAGCUACCCUUCUCAUCCCCAAGGCUCUCCAAUUCGAUCGUCUGGUUGCGGGACAGAUUCCAACGGGGUGGAACGCCAAGAACUACGGUAUCCCCGACGACAUAAUCUCACAAGUUGAUCCUGUCACUCUUUUCGUUCUCGUCUGCACUGUCGAGUCUCUUUUGGCGUCUGGGAUCACUGAUCCAUAUGAGUUCUACAAGUACGUCCACAUCUCCGAGGUCGGUAAUUGUAUUGGUUCCGGUAUUGGUGGUACCCACGCUCUGAGGGGCAUGUACAAGGAUCGUUUCUUGGACAAGCCACUCCAGAAGGAUAUUCUCCAGGAGUCCUUCAUCAACACGAUGAGCGCUUGGGUCAACAUGUUGUUGCUGUCGUCCACUGGACCUAUCAAGACCCCUGUCGGUGCCUGUGCCACAGCCGUCGAGUCUGUGGAUAUCGGUUACGAGACCAUUGUCGAGGGCAAGGCUCGCGUCUGCUUCGUCGGCGGCUUCGAUGACUUCCAAGAAGAAGGAUCCUACGAGUUCGCCAACAUGAAGGCCACUAGCAACGCCGUCGAUGAGCUUGCUCACGGCCGUACGCCCGCUGAGAUGUCUCGCCCAACGACAACCACCAGAAACGGCUUCAUGGAAUCUCAAGGUUGCGGCAUGCAAGUCAUCAUGACCGCCAAGCUUGCUCUCGAUAUGGGUGUUCCCAUCUAUGGUAUUCUUGGUCUUACCACCACUGCCACUGAUAAGAUUGGCCGAUCAGUUCCUGCACCCGGUCAAGGUGUUCUUACGACAGCUCGUGAGAACCCAAGCAAGUUCCCAUCUCCUCUUCUCGACAUCAAGUACCGUCGCCGACAGAUCGAGCUCCGUAAGAAGAACAUCAAGCAGUGGCAAGAGUCUGAGUUGGAGUACCUUCACGAAGAGAUUGAUGCUAUGAAGGCCCAGGGCCAAGUAUUCAACGAGUCUGAGUAUGCGCAAGAUCGUGCCCUUCACAUUGAGCGCGAAGCCGCCCGUCAAGAGCGUGAGGUCCUCAACAGCCUCGGAAACACUUUCUGGAAGAAGGAUCCAUCCAUUGCUCCACUUCGUGGUGCUCUCGCUACCUGGGGUCUUACGAUUGAUGACCUUGACGUUGCUUCUUUCCAUGGUACAUCGACUGUGGCAAACGACAAGAACGAGUCUUCUGUUAUCUGUCAACAAUUGAAGCAUCUCGGCCGAAAGAAGGGUAACGCUGUCCUCGGUAUCUUCCAAAAGUAUUUGACCGGGCACCCCAAGGGUGCUGCUGGUGCCUGGAUGAUGAACGGAUGCUUGCAAGUUCUCAACACUGGCUUGGUUCCUGGCAAUAGAAACGCCGAUAAUGUCGAUCAAGUCAUGGAGAAGUUUGACUACAUCGUCUACCCCAACCGAAGCAUUCAAACGGACGGUGUCAAGGCAUUCUCGGUGACAUCAUUCGGCUUCGGUCAGAAGGGUGCUCAGGCCAUUGGUAUUCACCCAAAAUACCUCUUCGCUACUCUGGAUGAGGAUACCUACGCUGCAUACUGCACCAAAGUUGAGGCCAGACAGAAGAAAACCUACCGAUACUUCCACAACGGAAUGAUCUCCAACACCAUCUUUGUCGCCAAGACACACUCGCCAUACACCGACGACCAACAAGGAGAUGUCUUCCUGAAUCCCGACGCACGUGUCUCGAUGGACAAGAAGACAUCUACAUUGACCUACGCACCUAACUUCGCUAAGCAACCAGCCAACAAGGCCAAGACGGAAGCUACCAAGCAAAUGGUAGAGUCUCUGGCCAAGGGUGCGGCGACUGCCAGCAACAAGGUUGGUGUCGAUGUCGAGGACAUCUCAGCCAUCAACAUCGAGAACGAUACUUUCCUCGAGCGCAACUUCACAGAUGCCGAGCGCGCCUACUGCUUGAAGGCUCCAAGCCCGCAAGCUUCGUUUGCCGGUAAGUGGAGUGCCAAGGAGGCAGUGUUCAAGUCGCUUGGUGUGGCGAGCAAGGGAGCGGGUGCGCCGUUGAAGGAGAUUGAGAUUAUCAAUAAUGAAGAGGGUGCGCCGAUUGUCACUCUUCACGGUGCAGCAGCAGCUUCAGCAAAGAAUGCUGGUGUGAAGGAAAUCAGCAUCUCGAUCUCACAUUCCGAUAGUCAGGCUAUCGCCGUUGCUGUUGCGUCCUUCUAG
Drepanopeziza brunnea f. sp. 'multigermtubi' MB_m1 is the source of this 5574-nucleotide messenger RNA. RefSeq lists its product as uncharacterized. Gene Ontology annotation, cellular component: fatty acid synthase complex. The record is from RefSeq and is a predicted model, not a curated record. Gene Ontology annotation, molecular function: fatty acid synthase activity; magnesium ion binding; holo-[acyl-carrier-protein] synthase activity. Gene Ontology annotation, biological process: long-chain fatty acid biosynthetic process. Lineage: Eukaryota; Fungi; Ascomycota; Leotiomycetes; Helotiales; Drepanopezizaceae.